Acomys russatus (golden spiny mouse) is the source of this 2990-nucleotide messenger RNA. RefSeq names its product hook microtubule tethering protein 1 (gene Hook1). Lineage: Eukaryota; Metazoa; Chordata; Mammalia; Rodentia; Muridae. Gene Ontology annotation, biological process: cytoplasmic microtubule organization; cytoskeleton-dependent intracellular transport. Gene Ontology annotation, molecular function: dynein light intermediate chain binding; microtubule binding. Gene Ontology annotation, cellular component: cytoplasm; centrosome. The record is from RefSeq and is a predicted model, not a curated record.
GGCGGCCUGGCAGCCGAGCUCCGGUGGCGGGCGCGCAGGUCGUUGACGCGGGCCCCCGGGCGGAGGUCCCAUCUGUCGCCGCCGCCGCCGGGAGCGCGACGUCCAGCUUCCCGGACCAUGGAGGACCCGCAGCCGCUGCCACCGCCCGAGCUGCCGCUGUGCGACAGCCUCAUCAUCUGGCUGCAAACAUUCAAGACUGCCUCACCUUGUCAAGAUGUCAAACAGCUGACUAAUGGAGUGACCAUGGCACAAGUUCUUCAUCAAAUUGACGUAGCUUGGUUCAACGAAUCUUGGUUAAGCCGAAUUAAAGAUGAUGUUGGCGACAACUGGAGAAUAAAGGCCAGUAACCUAAAGAAAGUCCUCCAUGGAAUUACAAGUUACUACCACGAGUUUUUGGGGCAGCAGAUUUCUGAUGAACUUAUCCCUGAUUUAAACCAAAUAACCGAGUGUUCAGAUCCUGUGGAGCUUGGGAGGUUGCUUCAGCUUAUUCUAGGCUGUGCAGUCAACUGUGAAAAGAAGCAAGAACAUAUUAAAAACAUAAUGACUCUGGAAGAAUCUGUUCAACAUGUGGUUAUGACUGCAAUUCAGGAGUUGAUGAGUAAAGAAAUAGUGAACACUCCUGCAGGUGACACUGUUGGAGAAUUAGAACAGCAGCUUAAAAAGGCUUUAGAAGACCUUCAGGAGGCCAUAGCAGAAAAGGAAGAGCUAAAGCAGAGGUGCCAGGAACUGGACCUGCAGGUGACUGCACUUCAGGAUGAGAAGAAUUCACUCAUCUCCGAGAAUGAGAUCAUGAACGAAAAGCUUGACCAGUUGGACGGCUCUUUUGAUGAUCCAAGCACAAUGGUUGCGAAGAAGUAUUUUAAUGCACAGCUACAACUAGAGCAAUUACAAGAAGAAAACUAUAGGCUUGAAGCUGCAAAAGACGAUUACCGCGCCCACUGUGAGGAGCUUGAAAGGCAGCUGGUGGAGCUGCAGCACAGGAGCGACGAGCUGACGGGCCUCGCUGAGGAGACCCGCGCCCUGCGGGACGAGAUGGACGUGCUGAGGGCUACCUCAGACAAAGCCAGUAAACUGGAGUCAACUGUGGAGGUGUAUCGUCAGAAGCUGCAGGACCUCAGCGACCUCCGCAAGCAGGUGAAGUCGCUACAGGAGACAAACAUGAUGUACAUGCACAGCACGGUGAGCCUGGAGGAGGAGCUGAAGAAGGCCAAUGCAGCGCGCGCACAGCUAGAGACCUACAGGCGCCAGGUUCAGGAUCUUCACAUUAAGCUUUCCUCUGAAUCCAAAAGGGCAGACGCACUAGCCUUUGAAAUGAAGCGGCUUGAAGAAAAACAUGAAGCUUUACUCAAGGAAAAAGAGCGGCUGACGGAACAGCGAGACACCCUGAAAGAGGCCAACGAAGAGCUGCGGUGCUCACAGGCACAGCACGGUCACCUCAGCCAAGCUGAUGGAUCUGCUACCAAAAGUUACGAAAACCUUGCUGCUGAGAUCAUGCCAGUGGAGUACAGAGAGGUGUUCAUUCGCCUGCAGCAUGAGAACAAAAUGCUUCGGCUACAGCAGGAAGGGGCGGAAAACGAGCGCGUGGAGCAGCUGCAGGGCCAGCUGGAGCAGGAGCACCGCAGGGUGAACGAGCUGGAGACGGAGCAAAGGUUGAGCAAAGAGCGCAUCAGAGAACUGCAGCAGCAAAUCGAGGACCUCCAGAAGUCGUUACAAGAACAGGGCUCCAAGUCUGAAGGUGAAAGUUCCAGCAAACUAAAGCAGAAGUUGGAAGCUCAUAUGGAAAAACUAACUGAAGUCCAUGAAGAGCUACAGAAGAAACAGGAACUCAUUGCAGACCUUCAGCCAGAUAUAAGUCAGAAUGCCCAAACGAUCAGUGAACUUGAAGCUGCUCUUCAGAAGAAAGAUGAGGACAUGAAGGCGAUGGAGGAGAGAUAUAAGAUGUACUUGGAGAAGGCCAGAAACGUAAUAAAAACCUUAGAUCCCAAAUUAAAUCCAGCAUCAGCAGAAAUAAUGUUACUUAGAAAGCAGCUGGCGGAGAAGGAAAGAAGAAUUGAGAUCCUAGAGAGUGAAUGUAAAGUAGCAAAAUUCAGGGAUUAUGAGGAAAAACUCAUUGUUUCUGCCUGGUAUAACAAGAGCCUGGCAUAUCAGAAACUGGGCAUGGAAUCUCGGCUGGUUAGUGGUGCUGGUGCUUGCAAAGACAGCAGCGUGGGUGGUCCUGCUCGGUCCUUCUUAGCACAGCAGCGGCAUAUUACCAGCACCCGAAGAAAUCUCUCUGUGAAAGUUCCAGGCGCAGCAGCUGACUAGUCUGCGAAGCAAACACAAACGAAGUGCCUCAAAAUGUUUUGUACCCCGGAAAACUACCAAAUGGAAAACAAAGGUUAAGAUGCUUGGUAGCAGCUAGUUUUGUUUUGAUUUUAUUUUGAGACAGGGUCUCAUAUACCCCAAACUGGCAUUGAAUUCACGGUGUAUUCAAGGAUGACCUUGACCAUCCAAUCAGUCCUUCCCUCACUUUCUGCACGGUGGCUUAAGAGCUGUGUACUGCCAUAUCGGGUUGAUACGGUUCUGAGGAUCAGAUUCAGACACUCUACCAACUGAGUUACACCCCCAACCUUGGUAUCAACUAUAUUUAGAUCAAAAUAUAUCAAGCUAACACUUCCAAUUUACUCUGAAAACAAAACACAGAAUCAGCUCUUGUCCCUGAGCAGUGCAUUUGAGUAGUUGAAAAUGUGAUGAAGCUAAUAGUUGUCUUGAGAUGGCAUCAUGUGGGAGAACCACAUAUUCCAGUUUUAUGUUUUCAGUAGUAACAGCAAGUCAGUUAAUUUGCAAAAAGUAAUGAGUAGCUUGUCAUUUAGAAAUAUAUCUAGAUUUGCUUUAUGGAAAGCAGUCUCCAGUUGACCUGGUAGGUACAAAGCUUUCCUCUGCUUGCUAACUCUGCCCUCCAGAGGGUGCUGUGUGGUACGGUGAAGCUCUGGGGCUUGGAGGACUGCUGC